Messenger RNA from Verruconis gallopava, 2332 nucleotides. RefSeq lists its product as uncharacterized. Lineage: Eukaryota; Fungi; Ascomycota; Dothideomycetes; Venturiales; Sympoventuriaceae. The transcript has a single exon. Bases 85 to 2244 code for a protein of 719 amino acids. The record is from RefSeq and is a predicted model, not a curated record. Gene Ontology annotation, molecular function: hydrolase activity, hydrolyzing O-glycosyl compounds. Gene Ontology annotation, biological process: carbohydrate metabolic process.
ACUGUUUCAGGGACGUUUAUCGGAACCCAAUCCAUUGCUCGUUGAUUGGUUCCCUUCAUGACUAGUACUACUAGUGCGCGAUAAAUGCAGUCUAUUGACAACCUCUUCUUGCCCGUCAACUAUUUCAAAGUCACGCCCAAUCCUCUCCAUCACCUUAACUCUUGGGAAAACUCGACGAUCAGCAGAAAAGUGAACAUGAAAGGUGCUAAAAGUGAAAUGCAGCUAUGCAACGACCCUACAGAGCUGCGAAACAACGCGGGAGGCUACAUGCCAAUUGAGAACUACGGUCUUAUCGGUAACAUGCGUACUUGUGCCAUGGUCGCUAACGACGGCGCUGUCGAUUUCAUGUGCUGGCCGUAUUUUGACUCCCCUAGCGUCUUCGCGCGUCUUCUCGACCGCAACAAGGGCGGCCAUUUCUCCAUUGCCCCCAAAUGCGGCAUCACUGUUGCAACAACGAAGCAGCAAUACCUGCCCAGUAGCAACGUCCUUCAGACACGUUUUUUGCACGAGGAAGGCGUGCUCAACGUGAUUGAUUUCUUCCCAAGGCCGCGGAAUCCGGUAUCACCGAGUAAACUCGGUGCUGCGGGAGUCGCGAAAGGCAGAAUGGCGGCACCAAAUGCUGUGGAUCCGUUGAAGCAAUGGCUAGUCAGAAGGGUGGAAUGCAUUCGGGGGGAGGUAGAGGUUGAGAUGAAUAUCUUUCCUGCAUUCAAUUACGCUCGCGACGCUCACCAGACGACGGUAAGGGGAAGCAAGCAGCAGACUGCGGUUUUUGAGAGUCGAGAUCUCAGCUUGCAGCUUGACGUGACAAUUGACUGCGGUGAAGAGAGCGAGGAGUGUCCGAAUGUGCAAUUGGAGCGUGUCAAAGGAUUGGGACUUGGUGACGGGAUUGUGUCGUAUUUCAAGCUCACCGAAGGCCAGGCAAUAUCAUUCAUUCUGCGGGAGGUCCCGACCGCAGAAAAAUCUUACGAAGAGCAACUGACGACGGCACUGAUCGAUCAUGUGCAGAAGGAGACGCAAGCUUUCUGGUUCAACUGGAUAUCACAAAGCAUUUACAAGGGUAGGUGGCGAGAAGUCGUCUCGCGAAGCCUCCUGAUUCUGAAACUACUCACCUUCGAACCCACCGGAGCCAUUGUUGCUGCGCCAACAUUCUCACUCCCAGAGGACUUCGGAGGAAGCAGAAACUGGGACUACAGGUUCUGCUGGGUGAGAGACGCGUCGUUCACAAUCUACAUUUUUCUUAGGAUGGGUUUCAGAUCCGAGGCUGAGGCCUACAUGAAUUUCAUGAGCGACCGCUUCCGAUACUCGAGAACACAGGAAGGUGCACUACCGAUCAUGUUCACCAUUCACGGCAGCACGAAUCUUCCUGAGAUUGAGCUCGACCAUUUGGAGGGCUAUAGAGGAAGCCGACCCGUGCGCAUUGGCAACGGCGCCGUGUUCCAUAAACAACUUGACAUCUACGGUGAGCUGAUGGAUGGCAUUUAUCUGUACAACAAGUACGGAAAGCCCAUCUCUUUCGAUCAAUGGGUCGCCAUUCGUGAAAUGGUGGACUAUGUGUGCAAGAUAUGGAAGGAGAAAGACAUGUCCAUUUGGGAGGUGCGAGGAGAGAUACAAAACUUUGUGUAUUCCAAGAUAAUGUUAUGGGUUGCCGUUGACCGAGCCAUUAGGCUUAACGAGAAGCGGGCAAACCUUCCAGCACCCCAACGAGAGACAUGGAUACGGGUGCGAAAUGAGAUGUACGAGGAGAUCAUGGAGAGGGGAUACAACAAGGAGAUGCGGGCGUUUAUUCAGAGCUACGAACACCCCGACGUGCUGGACUCCGCUGUGCUCAUCGCACCGUUGGUGUUCUUCAUUUCGCCCAACGAUCCCCGUUUCACCUGCACAUUGGAACGCAUCUUGCAGCCUCCCGAGAAGGGCGGAUUGACCAGUACCGGCUUGGUCUAUCGCUACAACACCUCUAAGUUUGACGACGGUGUGGGUGGGCGCGAAGGGGCGUUCUCCAUGUGCACAUUCUGGCUCGUGGAGGCGCUGACGAGGGCUGGAGCUUACGAUAAGGACUAUAUCGUGCAAGCGAUCAACACCUUUGAGAAUAUCCUGGGCUUCUCGAACUAUUUGGACAUGUUCUCGGAGGAGAUCAGCCAGAGUGGAGAGCAGCUGGGAAACACGCCGCAAGCAUUCUCGCACUUGUCCUUGAUCAGUGCCGCUUUCAAUCUGGAUCGCGCCACGAGCGGAGCUGGCGGCGUGUAAGCUCGGCCCUGUUUGAUUUCGACUUUCUUCGUUUGCUGUUCUCGCGGAGUUUGGAGGAGUCAUGUGUGCAACGAAUUAAAAAUUCCUG